UGCGUCUCUGGCCACGAACGGACUAACAACCCGAGCCAUGAUGAAUCGAUGAUCUCGCGCCGGUCCUUGGUGGCCUGGGCGCUCGAACCCCCAUGCCUAUCCACUCAAAGUGCCUUACAUACGGUAGGUCCAAGUCUCGUGUGGAGCGGUGCGCGGGAAAGAGGCGGACAUGGAUGGAUCUGAGCAGGUCUCCAGUCUCCACGACUACAAUUCACAAAUCAUUCGAGGCAACUCAGCAGGCACUCGCAGCUCCAGUCCCGCCACCAUUCGCCCCAAAGCCCUACAUACGCAGACGGCGCGCGGCGAGCGUGCGGGCGGGCGGUCGGUCGGUCUCUCGAGCAGUCGUCGAUCUGGCUGGUCCAAUCCGACGUGGGCGCGCACGGCAUCCAGUCUCUUUCUCCCCUUCAUUAUCAGCUCCCACCUCAAUCCACCUCGACUCUUCACCACCACACCACGCCAGCCCAGCGUCAGACAAGGUCACGUCGUCGUCGAUUCAUCGCUGCCACCCGCGCGCCGAACCCCUUGCAGUGCGCUCUCAGCCUGCGCUGGGAGACCGCCGAGCCCAUCCCAUCCAUUGGCUCCUGGCUCGUCCUCCCGCCGCAGUCACAUCCGCAUACCAGCUGUCAAAGGUUUGCUCGGAUCGGGGCGACGCCGCGCAGCACCUCAAUAGCUCACGCUGCCAUUGUCACCGGUUCUACGAGGAUACAGUGCAGUAGCUUUGUUACACGCCAGGUGGGCACCUGGACCCUUGACUGUGUGUCA
Molecule: messenger RNA, 762 nt
Organism: Emericellopsis atlantica
Lineage: Eukaryota; Fungi; Ascomycota; Sordariomycetes; Hypocreales; Bionectriaceae
Exons: 2
Coding region: 93-716 (207 amino acids)
Source: RefSeq, a predicted model, not a curated record